This is a messenger RNA of Cladophialophora psammophila CBS 110553, 1890 nucleotides long. RefSeq lists its product as uncharacterized. The coding region runs from base 1 to 1890 and encodes 629 amino acids. The record is from RefSeq and is a predicted model, not a curated record. Lineage: Eukaryota; Fungi; Ascomycota; Eurotiomycetes; Chaetothyriales; Herpotrichiellaceae. The transcript has 4 exons.
AUGCCCUGGCUCCGGAACAUCCAGAACACCUGGCUUGGACACCUGGGCGGGGGGUCUGUUUCGAGUGAUCCUCAGUCUUCUACUGCUCCACAUGUCACCCAGCCCCCGUCCUAUACUUCGCUAUCUCCAUUCACAACACCACGAACAUCAGGCUUAAACCACUCAACCGGCCCCCCAUCUGACACUGGUCAGUCCGAGAGAUCAGAUGCUUCCAACGACAUCACUCCGGACCUGGGACGUGAAAUCAAAAGACUUGCAAAGGCCUACGCGCCGGACAAAGAUGUCGCAAAGAUCGAUGGCAAGGGUGAUACCAAGCAGAAGUAUUGGCCUGGAGAAAAAGAACCUGCUCCGCAUGAAGACUUCAAAAGUAAAGCGCUUGUAGAAGAGCCAUCUGUUAUUCCGACAAAGACUGAGAGCCCACCCUCACCAAGCGAGAAGUCAAUCCGUCGACAGCGGCGAUGUGUAAUUUGUGUUGUUCUCAUCAUCGGCGUGAUGAUAGCGUUGUUGGCAGGAAUAAUCACCACCGCUGUGCUACUGACAAGACCCGAUGGACCUGCAGUCUCGAACUCCACCUCGACCACAAUCACGACCACCGUGACUUCAGUUACUGACUCGACACAAGUGUAUACCUCCACGUUGACCUCAACCACGAUUCUCUCGACGACAGACACACUGUCAACCAUGGUGACCGAAACAGACACAACCUUAACGACAUCCGUGAUACUCGCAACGCACACGGCCUCCUCGGCUCAGCCAUCAUCGACCAGCUCAGCCUUUUACCUCGGCGGCUUUGAUGCGGUCGUUGCUUCGGGCCAGACCAACAUGUUCUACACCGAUCAAAGUAGGUCUGUGCAACAUAUCUACGACGGCGGUGAUGGUUGGGAAAGAUCCACUCCUACGGCGAUCGCGAGCAACGUAAAGCCAGGAAGCCCCAUUACCGCCUCGCUCGUGACUGCUUCCGCUGGUGACUAUUCGGAGAUAUACGUCUUCUAUAUUGACACGGAUAACAAGAUCCGAGCAGUGGUUUCCAGCAGCUCAUGGAGCGAUUACACGCUUAGUUCCUUGGAGCUUAAGGUCGCCGAUUCGAUGUUCAUUAGAAGUUGCGUCCCAGACAGCGAUGAGUACAGCUACCACGACGACGCAGAUCUGUAUCUAUACUUCGCAUCCCAACCAGCGGGUAGGAUCAGGAAAUACGGGUACUCGCGCUUGUCAGCCACGUGGAAGGAACUCUUCGACUUGCCGCCGGUCACUAGCUUGGGCCGUGAGGUCGAGUGUCAGUUCAUGGGCGGCUAUGAGGCCCUCUGGAUGGCCGACACCCAGAGUGGGCUGCUGCAACAGUGGUGGAGGUCAAAAGCAGCUGGACAGGACUGGACAUUAGGAGUCCAAGGCGCGGAUCCACUGCACCCACACACGUCGCUACUAUCCCUCUCUGCAGCAGAAAACAACCGCACACACAUAAUAUUCCAAUCUGCUUUGCUGGACAUCCGCCGGUACGACAUCAGCGGGCUCGGCACCUUCGCCGCCAUCGACGGCAGCGGCGUCAUCCAUACCGGCACCAGCACUCCAGGCACGCGACUCACCACGUGGGCGAAUUCCAGGUACUGCGGCGAACAAGUGGCUGUGUACUACCAAGUGAGCGACACCUCGGAACUACAUUACCAGACCUUCCAGGAUAGCUGCUAUUUAACGGGCUACUAUGAUGAGGAGUUGACUUGCUAUGUCACCGAGGGAGACUCCAAGCGCGAUAGAGUCAUGCCGCUGGUCACGACAUACGGUAAGAUUGUUCACCAUCAUAAGAAGUAUACUGGUUGGGCGGGGUUUGGGUUAUUUGUUGCGGCGUGCGCCGCGCUGGGUGUCUUGAUUUGUCUGUGUGCAAUUUGUGCAUCGUAG